Molecule: messenger RNA, 1180 nt
Organism: Papilio machaon (common yellow swallowtail)
Lineage: Eukaryota; Metazoa; Arthropoda; Insecta; Lepidoptera; Papilionidae
Exons: 9
Coding region: 67-1062 (331 amino acids)
Biological process (GO): synapse organization
Cellular component (GO): neuron projection membrane
Source: RefSeq, a predicted model, not a curated record
UUUGGGAAUUUUUUAAAUCAGUGCUGGGUAAAGUAAGAGCCUGCUGCGCGGGUAGGAUGCGGCGGUAUGAACCGCGCUGUGGUACUAAUGGCGGUGUUCACCACCACCAUCGCCCCACAAAUCAACAUUACAGAAGUUCCAGGUGUUGAGUUGUCAAGCGCUAUCAAGAAAACUACAAUGAUUGUUCCGACGUCAGCGCACGUAAUAAAGUCUAUGGCAAACAAGACAAGACGACUGCCAACACGGAAGGGGAAAGGGGACUCGCCGAUGUUGAAUUACAUCUUCGACUCCUACGCGACCAGUAACAAGCAUUUCCAUGACAAGUUCCGGGCGCCAUCAUUUGAAGGUGACGUAAGCUCUGAAGACACACUACUCGAAGCAGACACGGGUGCAACAGUUCUGUUUGAUUGUCAAGUGUUAUCUUUGAGAGAUAAAACGGUAUCCUGGAUUAAAGUUUCCGAGAAUGAAAAUCUAGAAUUACUUACAUUAAAUCUAGACACAUACACAGCUGACAACAGGUACCGCGUGGACGUUGCCGGUGAAACUUGGAGGCUAUACCUAUCAAACGCAAAAGAGCAGGAUUCUGGUAUCUACUGCUGUCACGUGUCAACGCAUCCACCCAUGUUAAAAAGAUUCAAGUUGAUUGUUCACAGACCAGAAAUAAGAAUGAGCAAAGAAGCUUUCUUAGAGAGCGGGGAAACAUUAUCUCUGAAGUGCACGGUUGUGCAUCUGACGUCAGGGGAGGCGCCACCCGUCUUGCAUUGGUACAGGGGCAAUGUCACAGCACCCCUCGAUGAGAUACGAGGAGGCGUGCUUAUUGAAACCGAUCAUCUCACUAUGACUUCGCACUUACAGGUCGCCCGCCUCAAAGUGGAAGAUGCGGGUAACUACACCUGCGCCUUAGAAGCCCCUUUAAUUAUGAAAACCGUUGCAAGGGUUCACGUCUUACAAGGUUCUAGUCUUGCAGAACUACAAAGUGGAGUGAAAUCUGCAUCCAGCUACCUUAGUCUGCUUGUCACAUCAAUAUUCUUUAAUUUAAUUAUUUGUGGUGACGUAAGGUGACCUAUUUAGGUAACUAGUUUAUGACAUAGGUACGGUAUAUGGCGAAUGAAAGGCUGGAUAACGCAAGAAUUUCAAACAUGGGGAACAAGUUAUUCGUAAAAUUAAACAAUUGCAAACA